GAGGCGGGGGCGGCCACUUCGGGCGGAGCGCCGCUCGGCCCAGCGGGAUGGCCGCGGCCGCGGUGGCGGCGGCGCUGGCGCUGGGCGGGGGGCUCGUCCUGGCCGCCUGGCGCUGGCUGCGGGGCGAGGCCCGGGCCGCGGCCGGGGCCGGGGCCGGGGCCGGGGCCUCCAUGCGGGGCAAGACGGUGAUCAUCACGGGCGCCAACAGCGGGCUGGGCCGGGCGGCGGCGGCCGAGCUGCUGCGGAUGCGGGCCCGCGUCAUCAUGGGCUGCCGCGACCGGGCGCGGGCCGAGCGGGCGGCCCGCGAGAUCCGGGCCGAGCUGGGCGAGCGGGCCGAGGGCGAGGGCGGCGGCGAGCUGGUGGUCCGCGAGCUGGACCUGGCCUCGCUCCGCUCCGUCCGCGCCUUCUGCCACCGCGUCCUCCAGGAAGAGCCAAGGCUGGAUGUUCUGAUAAAUAAUGCAGGCAUAUUCCAGUGUCCAUACAUGAAGACAGAGGAUGGUUUUGAGAUGCAAUUUGGUGUAAACCACUUGGGUCACUUCUUGCUCACCAACCUUCUUCUGGGCCUCCUCAAAAAUUCUGCUCCCAGUAGGAUUGUGGUAGUAUCCUCAAAGCUUUACAAAUAUGGAGAGAUCAACUUUGAAGACUUGAACAGUGAAAUAAGUUACAAUAAAAGCUUUUGUUACAGUCGGAGUAAACUGGCUAACAUAUUAUUUGCAAGGGAGCUAGCCCGUCGAUUAGAAGGGACAGGAGUCACUGUCAAUUCACUUCAUCCUGGGAUUGUCAGAACAAAUCUAGGCAGAUACGUGAAUAUUCCUUUGCUGGCAAAACCCCUGUUCAACUUGGUGUCAUGGGCUUUCUUCAAAACACCUCUGGAAGGAGCCCAGACUUCUAUUUAUUUGGCUUCUUCUCCUGAUGUCGAAGGCGUGUCAGGAAAAUAUUUUGGGGACUGCAAAGAGGAGGAACUCCUGCCCAAAGCCAUGGAUGAUUUGGUUGCAAGAAAGUUGUGGGAUAUCAGUGAAGUGAUGGUUGGCUUAUUGAAAUAAGUGCCAGGGGGUAUCUGCAAAUAGAAUGCAGAUAACUAUGCAACACAUAUUUGCAAGAGUGUGAUUCUCACUUUAAGUGCUGUGGGAAUACAGAUUACUCUGCUCAAUAGGUAUUAAAUAGAGGAGUGAUUUAUGCUGGAACUCUGUUUUGAAAUAAAGGACAAUCUUUAUUUAAUAGACGCAGGCAUUCAAAACAAGUCUGAAAUAGAGUUUGAGGGUGUGAAUAUAAUUUCUGGUUAAAUCUGCUUGGAAACUCAUGUUUUACAAAUAAAAAUUGAACAACUGUGUUUUGCAAUAUAUAUGCAUAUUUGUCAUGUUCCACUAUUUGUAGUUGGGCUGGACAAUGCAGGGUACUGAUGGUGAAACACUUCUCCUGUAAAAAGGUUUUGAAAAUAGAUCCUAAUAAUAAUAAUAAUAGGAUUGUUGUCUUUUUUUAAGCCAUCACAAUGAAAAAUGGAAUAAACAGUUUUACCGGUAUCUUACACUGUAAUCAUUUAGGCCUCUGAGUGCUAUUCAAAGACUUGUUGUCAGCCCCAUGGUUCAGUGAACAAAACUGUUGAGUCGUAUACAGUUUAGCUGUGAAGCACAAAGUCAACUUUUUUGAGUGAUGUCGCUGCUAUUCGAUGAGUAUAUACACUUGGUUGUGCAAGCUGUAUUUUUAAUUUCAUGUGUGCUGAACUUGCUAUUUAUUGAUACGCAGACACCUUGGGUUUCAUUAAAAACAUAGUUGAUGGAUGUAUUAUGGUCUUGAUAGGGCUUUGCAUGUCACGAAUUGUGUGCACACGAAGUUCACGAGACACUGCCCAGAUUAGACGGAAGAGAAUGCUUUUCAGUGUGUGUUUGGCUUGACUGAUGGCACUUUAACUCAGUAAUGAGAUUAGAUAAGUCUGUCUAAUACAGCUUACUGAAUAUUCUUUAAUAAAAAUCUUUUUAAAAAAGA
This is a messenger RNA of Aquila chrysaetos chrysaetos, 1983 nucleotides long. It is a transcript of the gene RDH14, whose product is annotated as retinol dehydrogenase 14. The record is from RefSeq and is a predicted model, not a curated record. Lineage: Eukaryota; Metazoa; Chordata; Aves; Accipitriformes; Accipitridae. Bases 48 to 1043 code for a protein of 331 amino acids. The transcript is spliced from 2 exons.